AUGUGGUGUGGUUGUGGACAGCGUGGUGAAGAGAUGGUCCUUCAGACUGGUCCCGGACCUGUUUUGGGGCUUCCAGCCGACCACAGCUCGAUGGGCCUAAUAACAAAAACAAGCAUCCUGGUGUGGAGCUGCUCCCACAGUGUGAGCGCUUUAAUGAGGAACAUGUGGAGCUGCCCUGAGACUCAGUCAAAGGGAAACCCAAUCCUCAGGCCUGCUCCUUCCCCUCCCCCAAUCCUCACACUGGCUCGGCAAAACUCUGAGAUGCCAUCUGUUGAUUGUCAAGACCGAAGCCACAGCGUCGAUGAGAAGCAGUCGCGGUACUCCAUUCUAGGUGAAUGGAUUGGCAUGGGGAGAAGCGGACUUCAGAUCACGGCUAAGCAGCAGCUGUGGGACUGUGUAACCUUCAUCAUGGUUUUACUUUCGCUGCUGUUUCGAUCAGCUCAUUGCCAGCAGUGUCGUAUCCAGCGAUGCAAUACUGAGUAUGUGGCCUCCACCUCAGCGUCCAGUGGGCUGCAGGAGGAAGUGGCCCACGACGUGGACUACUGUAUCGCACUGCGCGCCUAUGCGCUGUGCACGCGCAGACAGGCCCGCAGCUGCAGGGGUGACUUGGUCUACCACUCGGCCGUUUUUCGCAUUAAGGAGCUCUUCUCCCAAUUCAACUGCUCCAGCGAUGGGCCCACCUCCUCUGCCAAAGCACCCAGUACCUCCAAACCUGCAGUGUCUGAGCAGUGUAACUACGAGAAGCGCGUGCUGCAAUCCGGAGCGGCCGCGCAGCAGAAAAAGUAUGCCCACUGUGGAUUAUUCGGAGACCCACACCUGCGGACGUUCAGAGACGAGUUCCAGACCUGCAAAGUGGAGGGGGCAUGGCCUCUGAUUGACAACAGAUAUCUGUCUGUGCAGGUGACCAAUGUCCCUGUGGUGCUGGGUUCAAGCGCCACUGCAACUAGCAAGAUCACCGUGAUUUUUAAAUCUUACUUGGGCUGUACAGAUCAGAAGGUUUACCAGGCCACCACCGAAGACCUGCCACUGGCUUUCAUGGAUGGCUCUCGCAGCGGCGGAGACAGCCUCACUAUAGUGGAGAAGGGAGGAUCUGGUGUGGGGCGCCAGGUGAAAAUCCAAGCCAGAUACAUGGGCACUUCCCUCAUCAUCCGGCGCGUGGGCAGCUAUCUGACCUUCGCCAUCCGCAUGCCUGAGGACCUUUUGGACUUUUCUGAGGACAACAGCGGGCUGCAGCUGUGCCUGCACGGCUGUCCGCGUAACGAGCUCAUCAAAGAGCACAUGCUGAGCCGGGGGCGUGUCCCGGGCAGCGCACAGGGCACCAACACAGAGCUGGGCCCUCUCAGGCCCCCCCACCAGGUGUACACAGUGGAGCGCGCCACAGCCAAGUGUCGAGAGACUCUGCAGGUGGAAGACGUCUACUUCCAGUCAUGUGUGUUCGACCUGCUGACCACAGGAGACCCAGAGUUCUCCAUGGCAGCGUUUGGCGCCCUGGAGGACCUAAAGGCACUUCCACCCAGCAAACUAAAGCAGAACUCUCCCAGGACUCCCCGUCUACACAGCCACGCUGUGUCAGUCUCACAAGCCCACCACCAGGCUCUACUGUCUCUGCUCCUCUUCAUUCUGCUGCUUUUGUAA
Knipowitschia caucasica is the source of this 1635-nucleotide messenger RNA. The record is from the annotation of a GenBank genome assembly. NCBI's taxonomy places the organism in Eukaryota, Metazoa, Chordata, Actinopteri, Gobiiformes, Gobiidae.